Caenorhabditis briggsae is the source of this 1443-nucleotide messenger RNA. NCBI's taxonomy places the organism in Eukaryota, Metazoa, Nematoda, Chromadorea, Rhabditida, Rhabditidae. The transcript is spliced from 8 exons. The coding region runs from base 1 to 1443 and encodes 480 amino acids. Gene Ontology annotation, molecular function: UDP-glycosyltransferase activity. The record is from RefSeq and is a predicted model, not a curated record.
AUGAACGAAAACUUACAAAAGCAACAUCGUCUUUUACUUCCACUUGAAACUUCUUCGGACUAUCGAGAGAGUUUUUACGGUAAUCAAUUUUCAGAAGUUCUACAAGAGCGAGAAGUGUUAGAUCAACUGAAAAAUGAGAAAUUCGAUUUGGCAAUCACUGAAGUUGUGGAUGGAUGUGCCUAUGCAAUUUUUGAAUACCUAAAAGUUCCCGCGCAUAUCACAGUGCUCUCGUGUGCCCGAUUUGAUCAUGUCAGUGAUGUUAUUGGUCAGCCAAUUGCUCCUAGUUAUGUUCCAAGCACCCAAUCAUUUUUCAAUGAUCGAAUGAAUAUUAAAGAACGAUUCCUGAAUGCUGUUCAGUUUUACUAUGGCAGAUAUACAUUUGCAAAUAUUCUGGACCAUGAAUUCGAAAUGGCUAAAGAGAUUUUGGGAAUUGAAAGAUCGUGGAGGGAAACCAUGCCAGAAUCCUCAUUCAUAUUUUCUAACCACAUUCCUGUUUUGGAUUUUCCUGCUCCAACAUUCGACAAAAUUAUUCCCGUUGGAGGAUUCACUGUGAAAACCAAUGAGAAAGUUUUGAAAUUGGAUGAGGAAUGGGAUGAGAUUCUGAAUAUUCGAAAGAAAAAUGUACUGGUUUCGUUUGGAUCUGCUUCCAAGUCAAAGGAUAUGCCGGAAGAGUAUAAACAAAGUCUUCUUCAAGUUUUCAAAUCAAUGCCUGAAAUAACAUUCAUCUGGAAAUACGAAGAUUCGUCUGAUAAUAUUGCAAAGGAUCUCGAUAACGUCUACACUUCUUCCUGGCUCCCACAAAACGAACUUCUCGCUGAUCCAAGGAUUACUGUAUUCGUGACACAUGGUGGUUUAGCAAGUGUCAUGGAGUUGGCAUUGAUGGGAAAACCAGCGGUUAUGGUUCCAAUAUUUGCCGACCAGGGAAGAAACGCACAAAUGCUAAAACGGCAUGGAGGAGCAGCAGUCCUACAGAAAACUGAUUUAAUCAAUUCUGAUCUUGUACGAGACACCCUUCACGACGUGCUGACGAAUCCGAGGUAUUCGUUAUUUUUCUGGAAUUCGAAUCCACAGAAUUUUGUUUUAUGCAGAUACGCAAAAAAUGCCAGAAGGGUCGCUGAGAUGUUGAAGAAUCUGCCGACGAAUGCGAAGGAAGUUUUGGUGAAACACGUUGAAUUUGCUGCCAGAUUCGGGAAACUUCCAUCAAUGGAUAACUAUGGAAGACACCAAAAUAUUUUCGUCUACUACUUUCUGGAUAUUAUUACUCUGUUGAUACUAGUUUUAGUUCUAGUAAUUUGCAUCUUUAAGUUCAAUGACAACCCAUCUGUAAUCAUCUCCAACCUUACAGAGCUGAGUUUUGAUUUCGCGUCCAUUGCAGUCUUCAGAGAGUUUCUUCUUGUUGUCGAUCUGCAAAAAAAAUUACUUGGCUCUAAAAUUUUCAUUUAG